AUGAAGUCCGCUCAAUCUCUCGCCGUUCUCGGCUUCGCUGCUGUGGCCCAGGCUGCCUAUCCACAUGGAUGGAACACCACCUCCUCCUCCUCGCCAGUAGUCUACACCACCGUGACUACUGAUGUCUAUACGACUUACUGCCCAGUGGCCACCACCUUCACUCAAGGCUCCAAGACGUACAUCGCAACCGCAUCACAGACUCUCACCAUCACUGAUUGCCCAUGCACCUACUCCCACCCACUCAGCUACACCCCAAAGCCAACUCCAUCCACCCCCGCAAGCUACCCUCCAGUCUGGGUCACCACCACUGAGAUUGUCCAGACCUACACUACCUACUGCCCUGUUCCAACCACUGUCGUUCAAGGAAACCACACCUACACAGCGACCGAGGCCACAACCUUGACCAUCACAAACUGCCCAUGCACGGCUGUCAACACCUACCCAGGUACCACCACUACCAUCCCCGUUGGUACGACAACUACGUACUGCCCGGUCCCAACCACCAUCACCACUGGUGGCUCAACCUACCCAGUCACCACCCCAGGCAUUGUCACCAUCCCAAUCUACUCUACCACAGUCGUUCCAAUCACCAGCCACCCAGUUAACCACCCUGGAGUCCCAGCUACAACUGCACCAUACCCAACUGCCUCCAUCGAGACCAGCGGAUACGCCUCUGGAACUGCCUCCGCAACUCCAUCUGGACCAACCCAUGUCGAGGCCAACGGUGCUAGCAUGCAACAAUUUGGCUUCGGUGCCAUGGCUGCUGGUCUCGUCGCUUUGGUCAUCUAA
This is a messenger RNA of Cadophora gregata, 789 nucleotides long. RefSeq lists its product as uncharacterized. Gene Ontology annotation, molecular function: structural constituent of cell wall. Lineage: Eukaryota; Fungi; Ascomycota; Leotiomycetes; Helotiales; Ploettnerulaceae. The transcript is spliced from 4 exons. The record is from RefSeq and is a predicted model, not a curated record. Bases 1 to 789 code for a protein of 262 amino acids. Gene Ontology annotation, cellular component: fungal-type cell wall. Gene Ontology annotation, biological process: fungal-type cell wall organization.